Crotalus tigris (Tiger rattlesnake) is the source of this 1112-nucleotide messenger RNA. RefSeq names its product complement component C6-like. The record is from RefSeq and is a predicted model, not a curated record. The transcript has 2 exons. NCBI's taxonomy places the organism in Eukaryota, Metazoa, Chordata, Lepidosauria, Squamata, Viperidae. Bases 609 to 1016 code for a protein of 135 amino acids.
GUCUGGGUGGUAUUCAGGGGAGAAGAAUUAUAAAAACUUCAUUAUAAAAAAAUAAAAUCAGCUGGUUCACAGGAACAUUAUUACUGUUAUAAAUCAAGGAAACUAAAACAUUAAAUUGAUUAUAAUACUCUCAGGUUCAAAAACAUAUUGUAGUUCAGACAAUUUAUAUUUUUUUGCCUCCUUAAAAUACAGUGGUUGCUGGUGAAGGAAGAUGAAGGGUCCUAUAAAAGUUAACUAUUGUCCCAACAUUCCAAGGGUCUACCUACUCUGAUAUAGAGUUUAUAGUCUUGUCUAUUGGGACAAUAGAGUGGGUAAAAUGCUAAUUUCUUUUUAAUGAGACAUUUAACAGUGUCAAAAUCAACAUCAAAGAUAUUGUUCAGGAGAGACAAAUUGAAGCUUGGUGAUUGGUACAGGCUUAGUUACACAACGUGCUAAACUCUUGAAUAUUGGAAAUUAUUGAUGCAUUGGCCAAUAAAAUAUUUGAAUAUUGACUAUUCAGGCAAUGAAUUAUAUUGUAAAAAUAUGGAAGUAAGGCUAGCCAAUGGCAUCUUAUUUUCUCCAAAUAUAUUAUUUGUGUUUUCUGAUUUUCCAGCACCAGCUCAGAAGGUAUGUGUGUAUUGGAUGUACAAUCUGAACAAACUGUUACAAAUCCUAGCUGUCAUUUUCUGGCCGAAAAGUGCAGGAAUGAUGAACAAGUCCAUUUCAUCCAUAAUGGACCUUGCGGUGAUGACACCAGGUUGACCUGGGCUAUUGAGAGAGCAAAUCUUUCAGCAAACAGCAGAAAGAAAGAGCUGUGUGGAUAUGACAUAUGCUAUGACUGGGAAAGAUGUUCAGAAGAAAGAUUGCACUGUACCUGCCUGCUUCCAAAUCAGUGUACAAAGGGUGAAGAAGAGCUCUAUUGCAUUAAAUUCGGGUCUAGAAACCAAAGGAGGACAUUAACCCUCUGUGCACUUGGAGCAAUGAAGUGUGCCAACGUGAAGGCAAUGGUGUUGCAUCCUGGGAAUUGUGUGUCAUAAAAUGAGAUGGCAAACAUAUAUCUGAUGUAUUCAGUCCUAUUUCAAUCACUGUUCAAAAUAAAUUCAUUGAAUUAAAAUGUUGGUAUAAGAACUGAA